Messenger RNA from Papaver somniferum (opium poppy), 1101 nucleotides. Its product is annotated as mitogen-activated protein kinase kinase kinase 1-like. The record is from RefSeq and is a predicted model, not a curated record. Gene Ontology annotation, molecular function: ubiquitin protein ligase activity. The transcript has 3 exons. Lineage: Eukaryota; Viridiplantae; Streptophyta; Magnoliopsida; Ranunculales; Papaveraceae. The coding region runs from base 200 to 922 and encodes 240 amino acids.
UGCUUCAAUUCAUGGUUGGAUACUUAGAUUGGUUAAUCUAUCUUCGGAUGAACCCUUUGUAACGAGUAAUUGCUUCCUAAUUUUGGUCCAUUUUAUACUUAAAUGCAAUUUCUCCAAAAAUGAUAUCAAAUUAGUGUUGCGCAAGUUUGAGAAAUAUGGUGAGAUAUUAGAUCAGGUCCGAAUUCCUGGUGAUAACUGGAUGCAUAUUCUUUAUCAGAACCGAUCAGAUGCUCAAAAAGUCCUUACCAAGAGCUGGAUACAAAUCAAUAGAAAGCUUCUUGUGGGUGUGAAACCUGUGGAUCCAAUUCAAAGAAAAACGCUCAACAAACCAACCCAGCCAGUGACAGAUCGAAUACAAAAAGCCCUCCAAGAACGUCUAUGUCUACUUCACCGCUGUGAAUCUGAUUUCUUCUUAUUAGGUGCAACUGGUGAUGUGUAUAACGUCAGGUUAUCUACGACCUCGUUGUGCAGUUUCCCAGACCGUCUGAUUCCAUGCAAACACAUACUCUUUGUUUUUCUUGGUGUUCUCGAAGUCUCUGUCGACGAUCCUUGUGUUUGGAGGAAGAUUCUUAGGGAAUGUCAACUUAGACAUCUACUCAACACGCCCACAUCGUCUCAAACUCUUGCUGGUUCCCGUGUACGUGAGAGAUUUCUUCAUCUAUUCUCAACCAAGUCAGACUUGGGUCCUCCACUAAAGCCUGAGUUGGAAAAGUGUGCUAAAUGCAGAAGGGAGAUGUAUGCUGAAGAUAGUGCAUUGGAUUGUUACGUUUGUGAGGCAGUUGGACACGAAAAGUUUAUGAUAUAUAGGAAACCGAGCACUGGGGCUCCUUUUUGUGCACGCUGUGGGAGUAGGUGGUGUGAAGACUACGAGAAAGAAUAUUUGAACCUUGCAUCUUACAUGAGUGAGGACGGCAUGGAUUAAACUAUGCAAUGCAAUUCUCGUUAUCAGUUAAGAAUGCUCCUUCACAUAAUGAACUUUUUUUGGUUGUUUGCUAUGGUGUUUGUGUCUAUAUAAGAAACUAUGGAUCGAUCUGUAUAGAUCCCAAGUUCUGAAAAAACGGAAACCAUAAACACGGAAAUUAUCUAUGAUUUUUAUUUACU